AUGGCAGAGAUUACUCAACCGCCGGCUCCGAAACGUCUCGGCCAGCUGCCCCAGUUAACGGAGCUCAAGGACCCAGACGAUGAUUGGACGGGGAUCACUGAGGCGAGAGAUAGACGGAGACGGCAGAACCGUCUGAACCAGAGAGCUUAUCGUCAGUCCCCUAGUUACUCCCCUCCUCAUAUUGUAUUUUGCUAUACUGUACUGUUCAUCGAAGUAAAACUGACUGUAGCAGGUAAACGGAAGGCUCGGAAUGAGGAAUAUGCCAAUGUCACCCCCGAAGAAAUCCACACGAAUGGGAUCCUCAUACUCACUACUGCCAGAGAACGUGCGGUUGCAUAUGCAUUCAUGCAACUGGUUCACAUGCAACAUAGUCUGAAGAACUAUCGUCCGGCGCUUCUACCUUCGCUCAUCCGUCUCAACGCCGUCAAUGCCGUGUCGAGCAAUGCAGUCCACAUCGGUAUUCCACUCCAGGGAUUAUGCUGCGACGAUGUGAUAUCGCCCUGGAACACGCUAGGUCCCUCAUUCGCAGACGGUACCUUGGUGAAGUCCUCAUGUCCCGAAUCAUUGAGGCCAACAAAGCUACAAAUCGAGAUCGAGCAUCAUCCUUGGGUCGAUUUACUGCCGUUUCCCCAAUUGAGAGAUAACAUGCUAAAGGCAUACACGAGUGAUGUAAUUGAUGAAGAUGAGUUGUGUAUUGAUAUACUGGGACUUAUGAGCAGUCAGGGAUUGGAUGAUGCUUAUCUGAUCGUUUGGGGAGAAGCGCAUGAGGAGAUGAGUUGGGAGGUUAGUGUGGGAUUUCUGAAGAAAUGGGGAUGGCUGUUGAAGGGUUGUCCUGAGUUGGUUGAAUCAACGAAUCGAUGGCGACAACAAAGAGGAGAAGCAAAACUAACUAUUCAGGUCUAA
This is a messenger RNA of Fusarium subglutinans, 903 nucleotides long. RefSeq lists its product as uncharacterized. The coding region runs from base 1 to 903 and encodes 300 amino acids. The transcript has a single exon. NCBI's taxonomy places the organism in Eukaryota, Fungi, Ascomycota, Sordariomycetes, Hypocreales, Nectriaceae. The record is from RefSeq and is a predicted model, not a curated record.